Cantharellus anzutake is the source of this 1592-nucleotide messenger RNA. RefSeq lists its product as uncharacterized. The record is from RefSeq and is a predicted model, not a curated record. The coding region runs from base 231 to 1499 and encodes 422 amino acids. NCBI's taxonomy places the organism in Eukaryota, Fungi, Basidiomycota, Agaricomycetes, Cantharellales, Hydnaceae. The transcript has 3 exons.
GCACAACCAACACUCUUCGCAGCGAGUCUGAUGACAAACUAUUUGACAGCGGAACGGGCGUGCCGAACAACGCCCGGGACAGUCAGGGUAUAGGUGACCCUUCAACUUUUCAAGCUGCUCGAGUGACCUAUUCUGUGCAACCCCUCAAGUGUUAGAGGCUGGAGUCCUGUCUCCUCAAGUGUAACACUCGUCGUUUUUGACACUAGUGGGGGAACGCUUCUACGCCCAUAAUGUUUAUCAGGCACUCGUUUGCUUUCCUUCUUGCCCUCCCAUCCGUUCUCGUAUCAGCCGCGGACCCGGCUCAGCAGCCUAUCCAGGGGGCUUGUGCUCCUGAUGUCUGUGAUCAACUGGGGUGUGGGGGCUACCAACUGGAAAAUUAUCCUGUUACGACAAAUUAUCAACAAGUCAUGACGGGACCGCAACCGUGGCCUACACCUGAUGGCGCAACUGUCGUUGGUUUUGGAGGGGCGGAUGGUGUUACGACCGUUGUUUUCGAAGCGACGAAACCUGCUUAUAUCGCUGUGCCUACUAACCCACCUGGUAAAUGGACGGUUAUUGAGGAGGCCGUGACCAUUCCCAAUGGCCCUGGAAACACGUUGACCAUCACGAGUCAUGCGUUGAGGACCGUUCCUGCGUGUCCCGCUCCUUCGACGAGGACGGUUACGUCGACUACUACGACGACGUUCACUUCUAUUACUACAACUACCGUGACAGUCACGCCGCCACCUCCGCCGCCUCCGCCACCAACAUGCACGCCUGCUAUCCUCAAACCCUGGACCAAUGUCGAUAACAGCCCCUUCCGCUUCGUAACCAAUGAUUCAUUCCCACAGAUCCUCAGUAUCCAAGGUGCGGGUCACAAGACGGAAAGAUACUCUGUCAUCGUCGACGGACAGCAAAUUGGAACUACUUCCCCCAUUAACCCUGACUCGGGCGUUUGGUGCGCUCUCACUCCCUUCGCCAGAGACACUUGUGAAGUCAAAGGCCUCAGUAAAGGACAGUUCACCAUCCCCCCCGGAUCGCACGUUGUCGAAAUCGUCAACAUCAUCGGAGUUGCCAAGAACCCUGAUGCCUACUUCUACCAGCUUGAGCGUCAAUGUACUUCUACUAUCCCUCCUCCACCUCCAUGCUCGCAAAGGCCUGUUCAGGAUGUGGAGGCUAUCCCGGUUUUCAACUCUAAACCUCACAUUUUCCCCAACAAGUACAACUUCCCUACCAAGUGGACGAUAAUGAAUGCGGGUUUGCGUAUCGCGAAGUAUAAAAUCUCGAUAAAUGGAUACGUCGUUGGCGACACAGACGCAUAUGCCGUCGAUCGCAACCUUUGGUGUGGUAUCGCUCCCAAUGACUACCAAACCUGCCUGGACAGUCAAAUGAGCAAAGGAGAUUUUGUUUUACCUGCCGACGCAGUCACCAUCACUGUAACACUGGAACCCGGAGUUAUUGACCCAGAAUUUGAAGCCGGUGUGAUACUUUACAAGAUUGACACCUACUGUCCAUCUUAAGUCCAUACUGUUGCUAACCCAGAAGUGGGACACCUAAGCAAAAGUCGAUCAUACCUCCUGCUACGCCCCUCAAAAGGAAUUAUCAUUUUGCUG